Zea mays is the source of this 1163-nucleotide messenger RNA. Its product is annotated as hydroxyproline-rich glycoprotein family protein. Lineage: Eukaryota; Viridiplantae; Streptophyta; Magnoliopsida; Poales; Poaceae. The transcript has a single exon. Bases 51 to 839 code for a protein of 262 amino acids. The record is from RefSeq and is marked predicted.
GCUACUUCCUCUCUCAAGCCCAUAGGUGUUGUAGAGCAACUCAACUAGCAAUGGCUUCCAAGAGUACAAUGCGUUCCCUUGUCCUCAUCAUGGGGCUCCUGCUGCUCUCGUGUAGCGGCAUGAGCAGCGCGGCGCGGCUGCUGGAGGAGAUGGCGCCCAAGGAGGAGUACCCGCACCCUGAAGUGCCAGAGCUGCCCAAGCCUGAGCUCCCGCCGCACCCUACGGUGCCGGAACUCCCUAAGCCUGAUGAGCUACCGCCACAUCCGGUCGUGCCGGAGCUGCCAAAGCCUGAGGUGCCAGUGCACCCCGCCGUGCCGGAGUUGCCGAAGCCCGAGAUACCGCCACAUUCGACCGUGCCUGAGCUGCCGAAGCCCGAGAUGCCGGAGCUACCAAAGCCUGAGGUGCCUGAGCACCCCGCCGUGCCGGAGCUGCCGAAGCCCGAGCUUCCUCCUCACCCCACCGUGCCUGAGCUACCAAAGCCCGAGGUGCCGGAGCUGCCAAAGCCUGAGGUGCCUGAGCACCCCGCCGUGCCGGAGCUGCCGAAGCACGAGCUUCCUCCUCACCCCACCGUACCUGAGCUACCAAAGCCCGAGGUGCCGGAGCUGCCAAAGCCUGAGGUGCCUGAGCACCCCGCCGUGCCGGAGCUGCCGAAGCCCGAGCUUCCUCCUCACCCCACCGUGCCUGAGCUGCCGAAGCCCGAGGUGCCCGCGCACACCGCGGUGCCGGAGCCGGAGCCGGAGCUGCCAAAGCAUGAGCUGCCACCUCUACCUGAACCCGAGUUGCCAUUGCCACCAAAGGCCGAGAGCCACUACCCGGUGCCAGGGAUGGCCAAGCCGUGAUCGGCCUAGCACUACCCGGAGGCCGGAGCUAGAGAUGAUCACGAUGUGAUCGGCCUGUAUUAGUGAACACUUCAUGUAUAUGUAUUUACGUACGCAUGCUUUAUAUUUUAUACUUUGAUGUCUGCAUGCGAUGUUGUGGACGUGCCCCAUGCACACAACUCGCUAGGAGCGUGAUGAUGUUUGCAGUUAUUGCAGUAGUGUAUUUGUAUUCCCUUUGUAAUUUUGUAUGUAACUACUAGUAUAGUGCCCGUGCGUUGCGACGGCAACGACAUGUAAAUUGUUCGAUAAAAUAUUAGUUCACAAUGAUUACAAUAUUUUAUGACG